Penicillium malachiteum is the source of this 678-nucleotide messenger RNA. Its product is annotated as Fcf2 domain-containing protein. The coding region runs from base 1 to 678 and encodes 225 amino acids. Gene Ontology annotation, biological process: RNA processing. Gene Ontology annotation, molecular function: RNA binding. The transcript has 3 exons. Lineage: Eukaryota; Fungi; Ascomycota; Eurotiomycetes; Eurotiales; Aspergillaceae. Gene Ontology annotation, cellular component: nucleolus. The record is from RefSeq and is a predicted model, not a curated record.
AUGGUUGAGUCAACUCAUGUGAAGGUCAACGUCCAACCUCAAGAAGAGGUGGACUUGUCUGAUGACCAAAUUCAAAAGCUUCUGCUAGAAGCAGAGAGCCGCCUUCGUGGCGAGGAUGUUCAACUGCAGGAAGUCGAUUCAUCCUUCCACAUCCCCAAGCUGUCUUCCGGGCACGCUCUCGAGGCAUACGUUCGCGAGAAUGAUGAUAUUGCCGUCGUCGAUUCCGCCCAGCUGAUCGACCAAAAGCAGAAGGAGUUGUCCAACUCAUUGCACACCACUCAUCAGCCAAAGAAAACAGCUAAAGAAAAGAUCACAGCUGGCCCACAAUGGUUCGACCUCCCAAAGACAGAGAUGACCACGGAGCUUAAGAGAGAUCUUCAGCUCCUGCGAAUGCGUUCUGUCCUAGACGCAAAGCGACAUUACAAGAAGGACAACGGGAAGUUCAAGCCACCUGAGUUCUCUCAAGUCGGUACCAUAAUUGAAGGCGCAACCGAGUUCUUCAGUGGUCGUAUUGUCAAGAAGGAUCGCAAGAAGACCUUCGUCGCGGAGGCGAUGGCCUUGGAGAAGGAGAACAGACGCUUCGAGUCCAAGUACCGUGACAUCCAGACCAAGAAGACGAGUGGAAAGAAGGCAUUCUACAAUGACCUCAAGGCCAAACGAAACCGCACAAAGAAGUGA